Molecule: messenger RNA, 314 nt
Organism: Vigna umbellata (rice bean)
Lineage: Eukaryota; Viridiplantae; Streptophyta; Magnoliopsida; Fabales; Fabaceae
Product: MYB-like transcription factor ETC3
Biological process (GO): regulation of DNA-templated transcription; cell differentiation
Cellular component (GO): nucleus
Molecular function (GO): transcription cis-regulatory region binding
Source: RefSeq, a predicted model, not a curated record
UUCCUCUGAGCAUUAGUCUCUGCGUUCCUCUUCCUCUCUCGUGUUUAGUGUUAGUGUCAGCAGCGUAACAAGGUGAUGAGAAGGCGAAGAUGUCAACCCGCAAACACAAAUCAGAAGAAGUGAGCAGCAACGAGUGGGAAGUGAUACACAUGAGCGAGCAAGAAGAGGAUCUGAUUCAUAGGAUGUACAAGCUGGUCGGAGACAAGUGGAAUUUGAUAGCGGGUCGCAUUCCGGGUCGUUAAAGAGAAGAGAUAGAGAGAUUCUGGAUUAUGAGAGCCACACUCACACUUCUCGACCGAACAAAUUCAACGUAA